AUGGCUUCUAACAUCAUUCGCCGAAGGGUACAGCCCUCGCUUUUGCACCCAGCUCGCCAAGUGCAAUCCGCAAUUCGCGCAAAUGCCACCCCUUCAGCACGCCGCUUUUUGAGCGAAAAGCCCGGCUUAGAAUCGACAGAUAUCAGAGACAUUGCUGAUGCCAGAAAGACGAAUCCCCCGCAGCCCAAGAUCUCAAAUGCCAGCGUGGCAGGAGAGAAACUUACAGAGGAGCAACAGAAGGAGGUAGAUGAGCACAAUGAGGACUUCGAGAAGAAGCACGAUACUGCAGCGCCUGCCGAACAAGAUAAGGUUGACAAGAAGUUCUGGUCUAACAGAAAAGGAGGAAUGUAA
This is a messenger RNA of Colletotrichum spaethianum, 351 nucleotides long. RefSeq lists its product as uncharacterized. The record is from RefSeq and is a predicted model, not a curated record. Lineage: Eukaryota; Fungi; Ascomycota; Sordariomycetes; Glomerellales; Glomerellaceae. The transcript has a single exon. The coding region runs from base 1 to 351 and encodes 116 amino acids.